Messenger RNA from Helobdella robusta, 3360 nucleotides. RefSeq lists its product as hypothetical. The record is from RefSeq and is a predicted model, not a curated record. Gene Ontology annotation, biological process: cell adhesion. NCBI's taxonomy places the organism in Eukaryota, Metazoa, Annelida, Clitellata, Rhynchobdellida, Glossiphoniidae. The transcript has 18 exons. Gene Ontology annotation, cellular component: extracellular matrix. The coding region runs from base 1 to 3360 and encodes 1119 amino acids.
AUGGAAGAUACAAAGAUGAAAGGAGUAGAACGAUUCGCAAUGAAGACACCAGACGCGCCAACAAUGCUAAUUGUCAGUCAGAUUAGUUUGAUGUUCAUUAGUUCCUUGUCAGUUAUCUGCUUUGUUGUCAUGGAAAGAGGCGUCAAACUUGAAUUUAAAUGGAAGUAUGGGGCGUGGUCAUCUUGCCAAUCAAGCAAUUGCGGAAGCGGGGGCAGCCAGUGGCGAUUUCUAAUUUGCUACCAAAGAGAUCAAAAACAUAGACCUUAUAAUUUCACUGAUAUCAUUAGUGAUGAAUUGUCAAUGGAAAAAAACGAUUUUACCAAAGAUAUAAUACAACAGAGCAGCACAAAGAACCGCUACAAUAUCAAUUACAAUAACAAAACAUCCCUUAAUGACGUCAUUGUGAACAACUUCGUCUACAAACAAGUUCGGCCCUGCUUUAAGUUAUGCCCUCAGCAUCGUCUCUCCUACAAAUGGCAAACGACCCAAUGGACGAGGUGCUAUUUCGGCUCGGAGUUGAAUAAAAAAUUGAAAGAGCGAUCGAAAACAGCAGCCGCAGCAGCUUCAUCAGCCUCACACCUCUAUGGACUUCAAUUUAGAUUAGUUACAUGCAGAAAAAACAAUUGCUGUUUAGAAUUCAAUAGCGUUAGUAAUAGCAGUGGCAAUAAUGCUGUUGGUAAUAAUACUACUAGUAGUAAUCGUAAUAAUAGUAUUCAUGACGUCAUUUCCGGCUCAGACGAUGUGAGCGAUCUGAUUGGUCCGCAGUUUGUUUGCAGUACUUUCAAUGCCAAACCACCAAACGUUAGAGUCUGCAAUCCGUUCGAUGAUGAAGAUGACGAUGAUGAAGAGGAUAAAAAUGAUGAUGAUGAUAAUAAUAGUAAUAAUAAUGAUGAUGAUAAUAAUAAUAAUAAUAAAAUCGACGAUCGUGACAUUUAUUACGGAAAGAAAGAGUUAAUUAAUCCGAAGUUAGGUCAAAGUCGUUACGGAGACCAUGAACUAAAAACAUGCGCAGUCAGCGAAUUUACUGUCCCCACAAGCUGUCAAUCAUGUUGGGCUAAAUAUAGCUACUCUUACAGAACAGUUUUCAUUGGUCCGAAAAAUAUAGGUCGACAGUGCAAUGAUCUCCAGCUCAGCCAAUCAAAACCGUGCCCUAAAAAACCAACCGAGUGUAGCGAGAAUAGUCUUAGAAAUUUUAAAUAUAAAAUUGGGGCGUGGUCUAACUGUGUGACGUCAACGCAAGCUCAAAAUUUGAUUGGUCAGAGAAGAAGGUCAAUCUUCUGCAUUCAAGCCAAUGGAAGCGUAGUUAAUAAAAGUUUCUGCUCUCAUCUCCGAAAACCCCCGGCCAAUGAAAUCUGCCGUCCAAACGACGUUAACCAAUCAGAGAGGAGGUCGCUGACCUUUAAAGAUGAUUACGUCAGGCAGUGGACGACCUAUGAGCAGUCGGAUCAUUACGUCAUCAAAAAGAUGACGGAUGCUGUUGAUGAUGAUGGUGAAGAUGACGAAGAUGAUAAGAUUAGUUAUAGAUGGCUGGUUGGAACUUGGGGCGCUUGUGACGUAAAUACACCUUGCUCCAGUGGGACUAAAAAUAGAACAGUUUUAUGUGUCAGACUCAAAGACCUAGCCCCCGUACAUAUAGACCACUGUUCAUCAUUGGAUGCACCCAGCAUUGCAACUCCCUGCCAAUCAAAAUGCCGCCCAGUCUGCCGCGUUUCUCAUUGGUCAGCUUGGAGUAGCUGCUUGCCUCCCAGUUGCCGAUUGGUUAAGAAUAGAACGAAAGAUGGAUACAGAAGAAGAACGAGAUAUAUAAUAUCUGGCGACAAGGACCAAUGCUACCAGCACCAUCUUCAAGAAAUCCAACCAUGCACCCAUCUACCUUGCUACACUUGGAGCAGCAGUAGUAGCAGUAGCGGCAGCAGCAGUAGCAGCAUUAGUAGUGACAAUCUUAAAAGCAAUCUAAUUAAAAAUAAUAGCAGUAGUAAAAAUAAAUCUUCAAACAAAAAUUUCAAAGCCACACUUGUUCCCAGCAGUCACAACAACAACAUCAACAACAACAACAUCAACAACAACAACAACAACAACAUCAUCAACAACAACAACAACAUCAACAACAACAACAAUGGAUGUUCAUUGAAGUACAAAGAUAUGCAGUGCGGUGAGGGUAUGGUGAACAUUACGUGGACUUGUGUUGAUAUUUGGCAGAAUCCGGUUUCGCCAAGGUCCUGUCAGGAACCCCGUCCCAUUUCAGCACAUCCCUGCCACGUGCCCUGCCCCAACGAUUGCGUUACUUCCGCUUGGAGUGGGUGGUCGCGCUGUUCACUAAUUUACACUAAUCUGGGGAGGGCGAAAAUGCAAAGAUGGCGGGAGAGAAGAAGGGAUGUGCUGUCUGUUGCUGGGGACGAUGGCUUGCCCUGUCCACCUAAUCAUCUAUUGGUCGAGAGGGAACAAUGUCUCCACCAAUCACCGACCUACCAUUAUUACAUGAAGCUUUCUGAUUGGUCGGCCUGUAGAUUACCGGAGCAUCACGGUGGCCAUUGUGGUAUCGGUCAGCAGCUUCGAACUGUCCAAUGCAUUAAGAGUCCAUCUAAAGAGAUCGUCCCAAUGAAAAAAUGCCUGGGAUUGGACGAAGCAGUUCCGUCGACCAAUAGAAGUUGUCGAGUUCGCUGCCCUAGUUCCUGUGUGGUCAGCCAGUUCACUGAUUGGUCCACUUGCUCGAUGACGUGUAUUUCCGAUUUCAUAGAAGAACUAUGCUUCAUUCCUUGUCCUAGAGACUGCAAAAUGGGCCAGUGGUCUGAUUGGACGGUUGAAAGGAGGUCAAGGUCAGACGAGGAUGACCAGAACCAAUCAGUGGACAGAGAUCUAGUCAGAAGUGACAAAAAUAAAUGCGGGGCAAGGGUGAAGGUCAGAUACCGUCACGUGAUCGAGGAGGCCCUGGAUGGAGGAAGGGAGUGUCCGAAGGGGGUAGUCGAUGGAGUGGAGGUUCAGACGCAGAUAUCGUACUUAAGUUGCAGUCGCUAUGUCUGGAUGUUUGGUCCAUGGAGCCCCUGCAUUAUAUCAACAGUCAACAGCAAUAAUAAUAAUAAUAAUAAUAUAAAUAAUAAUAAUAAUAUAAAUAAUAAUAAUAAUAAUAUAAAUAAUAAUAAUAAUAAUAAUAAUGAUAAUAAUGAUAGUAGUAAUAAUAAUAAUAGCGGUCGUCGGGCUUUAUGUAACGAGGGACAUAAGACUCGAGUCGUGAAUGACGAUGACGUCAUCGAUGACGUCACUGAUAACGAGGACCGAGGGAUGUACCAGAAACGACAGAAAAUCUCGAUUCCGAACGAUAAUCCGUCAGCCGGUUCAAGUUUACCGACGGAGAAAAUUUAA